Messenger RNA from Apis dorsata (giant honeybee), 586 nucleotides. RefSeq names its product LITAF domain-containing protein. Gene Ontology annotation, molecular function: zinc ion binding. NCBI's taxonomy places the organism in Eukaryota, Metazoa, Arthropoda, Insecta, Hymenoptera, Apidae. The transcript has 4 exons. The record is from RefSeq and is a predicted model, not a curated record. The coding region runs from base 169 to 546 and encodes 125 amino acids.
AUAAAUAUAAAAAUAUUUGUUACCUUUUUCGUAUUUAUACUUCAAACCUAUUAAAAUUGUACACAUGGAUUAUAUAUUUAGAUAUUACUCAUAUACUGUUUAAAUAAUUAGUGAAUAAUUUACUAUUUUUUUAUUAAGAUAGAUACUUAAUAAUUCUAAUAAUACACCAUGUAUAAUACUGGACCACCACCACCUUAUGAAUCACCUCCAUAUGCACCACCUGGUUAUUCACAAACAGUGGGUGGUGUUCCACCUGCUAGUCCUUUUACAUCUGCAGAAACCUAUACAAGUGGACCAACUAUAGUAACAACAAUUGUUCCACUUGGACCAGGAUCAACACAUACAAUUUGUCCACAUUGUCAUGCAGAAAUUGAUACUACAACGAAAACAGAACCUGGAAUGAUUGCUUAUAUAUCUGGUGUAGUAAUUGCAUUAAUGGGAUGCUGGUUUGGAUGCUGUUUGAUUCCAUGCUGUAUUGAUGAAUGUAUGGAUGUUCAUCAUAGUUGUCCUAAUUGUAAAGCUUAUUUGGGACGUUACAGGAGAUAAAGUAAUACAAUAAUAUUUAUUGCAUUUUAUUUUAAAACUA